Molecule: messenger RNA, 953 nt
Organism: Aegilops tauschii subsp. strangulata
Lineage: Eukaryota; Viridiplantae; Streptophyta; Magnoliopsida; Poales; Poaceae
Source: RefSeq, a predicted model, not a curated record
UAAGAAACAGAAGACAAAACACAUAAUCGGAUCAAAAUCUUACUCGCAAGUUAGUUUUGAGAAGAGAAACUUGGAAACUGGAGAAGAGCCAGAUUGUAUUGCUCUGUGGGAACUCACCCAAACGAACGAUGGAACAUGGUCUAACACAGAUUCCCAGAAAGUUUACGACAAAGCACUUCAAGAGGUUAAAAUCAAAGAAACUGAAACUGAAGGUCCACUUUCAAGUGAGCAGAAAAACAAUAUUUUCCAGACCGCUUACAAAGACACUCUGGAAUGCAAGUCAUCGCAGCCUCGUGGGUACGGAUACAUGGCCAAAACUUCAACUGGUUCUGAAAGGUUUCGUAUCCAGAUCGAAGAGCAAGCUCGUGCUACAGCAGCCACCCAGGAGCGAAACUCUCAGCUCAGCCAGCAGGUCAACGAAUUAGAAGAUCAACUACAAGCUGAACGUGCAAACACACAAGAGAGGAUUAACUUGGAGCGUGCUGAGAGAGAACAACUUGAGGAGAGGUUAAAAGAAGAGUGUGCUGAAAGGGAAAGAUUGUUGCAAGAGGAGCGAACAUCAAGACUGGAAUUUGAAAGAAACAUGAUGGCAAAGUUUAUAGAAUUGAGCCAACAGAUGGGAACCCAACAGGUGCCUACGAAGAGGGUUGACAAAGAAAAUAGUAAUCCAAACUUGCAAAAUAUUCUUUUACAGAGAUCUAGUCCUAAUAAGACUCCAGGUUCAAGGCCAACUGCUAUUUCUUCAAAUGCGCUCAUACAAGCUGCAGCAAGGCAUUCUCGAAUGUUUAAAGCAAUGGAUCCAAAGAACUAGCUGGAUUGGACUCUAGAUCACGGGCAGUUUAGUCUUCGAAGUUAAUUAGGAUGGCUAAAUUACAUUUGAGUUUUAUUUGAUGGAUAUUUGCUACGAGAAUUAUGAAUUUUAUGAAUCUGCAUAUUAUACGUAUGGUUUUGAA